Molecule: messenger RNA, 2259 nt
Organism: Synchiropus splendidus (mandarinfish)
Lineage: Eukaryota; Metazoa; Chordata; Actinopteri; Syngnathiformes; Callionymidae
Gene: tmc4
Product: transmembrane channel-like 4
Exons: 16
Coding region: 140-2191 (683 amino acids)
Cellular component (GO): plasma membrane
Molecular function (GO): mechanosensitive monoatomic ion channel activity
Source: RefSeq, a predicted model, not a curated record
GGUGAAGUCCAGCAGUGGCGAGCCGACAGAUUAAAGACAACAUACAAGGAUUCCUUUUGUGUUCAUCAGGUUUUCAAUUUAAACUUGUUGGAAGAAAGCGUCAAAGGAGUUUGGAGAAGAGACUUGCGGAUUUAAGGACAUGGAAUCUCUGAGAGGAGACUCUCUAUACGACGGCAGAGAGGGUUCUAUUUACUCAAGCGGCCCACAGGUGCUGCAACGGCGCUCAUCUCAAUGGUCCAAUGAGAACAACCCUCAGUUCAACUGGAGCUCAGACGCCAAUGUGGAGGGUGAGGAUGAAGAAGGUCUCAGUGAACCAGACCGGGAGCUUAGGAACAUCCCUCUGUCGAUGGCAGUGAAAAGAGCUGUACGCCAUGCACAGCAGAUGCAGACUGCUUCAAGGGUGAAGCGACGGGCCAGAUAUCUACUCAAAGUCAAAGACAACAUCAAAGAAGUCGGCUACUUCUUCACUCUGUGGAGGAAAUCUCUGCAGAAGAUUGGAGGGAAUUUUGGCGGUGGAGUUCAGUCCUACUUCCUCUUCCUGCGGUUCCUAGUGAUGCUCAACUUCAUCUCUUUUUUGCUCAUCGCUGGCUUUGUCCUGAUCCCCAGCAUUAUCUUCAGAUCUGAGGAGUCGAGCCUCGUGAACAGCACUGGGCCCAAGGAAUGUAGGAACUACAACCCAAGCUCUCCAGGGCUAUUGGUCUUCUACAGUUACUUCCUCGACCUACUCUCUGGAACGGGGUUUAUGGAGUACUGGUACAUGUUCUAUGGCUUCUACAGCAACACAAUAGCUGGAGACAACAGCUUUGCCUACAACAUCCCGCUGGCCUACCUCUUCACAGCCGUGUUCUACUUUGCCUUUUGUCUCCUCUGUAUCAUCACUCGGAUGGGGUCAGUAGCUCGAGUUGCCGUGGCAACGGGAGGCAGCGCAGUAGGCAACUACAGCAUGAUUGUGUUCACCAGCUGGGACUACGGUUUCCUUGGAGACAGAGACACUAAACUGAAGCAGAACAGCAUACGCUACUGGCUGCAGGUGGAGCUGGAGGAGGAGAGACUGAAGAAAAAGGACGCUGCUUUGAACACAUUUAGGAAAAUUCUUUUAUACUCUGUUCGGAUUUUCUCAGCCUUGCUCGCUUUCGGACUCAUCAUCGCAGCUUUCUACUGCAUCUUCAGGGCGACCGUUUUCAGUCAGGAGAGAAGUGGUGAGGGUGGGAUUCUGGGGCUCAUAUUUGAGUACCUCCCAUCAAUUGUCAUCACCACCGGGAACUUCCUGGUCCCUCUGCUCUGUGACCAGAUUGCUCACGUGGAGCAGUACUCGCCCAGCACCACAGUCAUCGUGUCUUUGUUGAGGGCUGUCUUCUUGCGUCUGGUAAGUUUAGGCGUUCUACUGUACUCUCUCUGGGCCCAGAUCACCUGCGCUGGAUUUACAGAGAACUGCCAACUGUGCGGGUACAACCAUGAACUUUACCAGUGCUGGGAGACCCGAGUGGGGCAGGAGAUGUAUAAACUGACUCUUUUUGACCUUCUCAUCACUGUUGCUGUUCUGGUCUUAGUGGAGUUUCCACGCAGGAUUUUGGUCGACAACUGGCCCAACAAGAUGACUCAGUUUAUGGGUCGCCAGGUGUUUGAGGUGUCCUCCAAUGUGCUGGGCCUGGUUUAUAGUCAGACGGUGGUGUGGGCGGGAGCUCUCUUCUGCCCUCUGCUGCCACUUCUCAACACGAUAAAGUUUGUCAUCCUCUUCUACUGCAAAAAGAUUACACUCUUCUAUAACUGCCGUCCUGCCCAGAAGACCUUUCGCUCCAUAACGUCUACGUUCUUCUUCCUGGUGGUCCUUUUGUUUGGCUGGGCCUUGUCCCUGGUGGUCAUGAUCUACAGUGUAGCUGUGAUCCAUCCCUCCAUGGGCUGUGGGCCUUUCCGCUCCUUCCCAAGCAUGUGGGCAGUUGUUCCAACCUCUUUUGAUGGACUUCCUGAAGUUGCGCAGGAGUUUCUGUUCUUCAUUGGCUCUCAAGCCUUCUCCAUCCCAUUAUUUUCCCUCUCAUGUGUGGUAAUGUGUUACUUCAUAGCAUUGGCUUCUGUCUAUGGAAAAAGUGUAUCACUGCUGAAAGCUCAGCUAAAACUGGAGGGUCGUGACAAGCAGUUUCUGGUCAAGCAGCUCCAGGAGUUGAGCCGCCUGCAUCAGACUCCAGUGCAUUAAAGGAGCACUUGACUCUAAAUGACAUGAACACAACAUUUAGAUGACAAUAUAUUUGUGAUUGUGUCAAU